ACUAAGGAAACAAAUAAUUUCUUCCUAAUUUUGGAAGAUUUAAUGGUUAUAUCUCAUUUCAUUUCGCGAUUCUCCCAUUCUCUUCUUCUUCUUCAGAUUACUCUGCAAAUCUCCUAAUUGAAGAGUUGGGAGAGAAGGGCUGAAAGGGGAGGAGAGGAGAAAGCCACUAAUGGCGGAUUCAUCGCAUACAACUGCCAGUUUCUUGGCUCAGACCAACGCUUUGUUCAGGAAGAACCUCAUUUUCCAGAGAAGAAAUAUGAAGGCAAGUAUUAGGCUCGUUUUAUUCCCAAUGUUUCUCUGUUUGGUGCUUUUCUUGGUCCAAAAGGUGGUUAACAAUGAAUUGGAUAAGGAUCCUCAGUUAAGGUGUGGCUGCUCCUGCAUUGGCAAAAAUGCAGAUGGUUCAUGUAAAAAAACUGUAUGUGGUAUUGAGUACUCGGAAUUGGGACAAGCAGUGUAUUGUCCCAUUCAUAGGCCUCAGGAAUGGCCAGCUUUAUUGCAAGUGCCAGAUUCAGCAAGUCGUUUUCCAGAUGAGCCCUGCCAACGGAAUGACUCCUGCCCAGCUUCUAUACUUUUUACUGGGGGAAACAGAUCUCUUGGAGAAAGCGUAGCAAGAAAUUUUUUCACGGGUACUUUCACUCCAAAUUCUUCAGAUAUGUUGCAGAGCUUAGCCAAUAUUGUGCUGGGUUCAUCCUCAGAACCUGCUAAUAACAAUUUUUUGGAGCCAGCUUUCAGUUCUGAAAUUCCAGUUUAUAUCCUUCAAUCUCAGUGUGUGCCAAAUUUUACACUUUCCUUUCCCAUCCAGAUAGCUUCCCGCACAAUGCAGAAAGAGGUGAGAUGUGUGCAAGGUUUAAAUUUAUGGUGCAACAGUUCUUCAGAGAUAAAUGAUGAUCAAUUUAAUGGAUCCACAGAAGGGAAGUCUAAUGAGAUUGUUGCAGCUUAUGAUUUCUUGAAUUCAAAUGAGAAUAAUUUCAAUGUGAGGGUAUGGUACAAACGGAGGGAUGAUCAUAGUAUUUUUCAAAACAGUCCUCCUGAAUUGGUCCGGGUUCCACGAUCAGUGAAUGUGGCCUCCAAUGCCUACCUUCAGUUCUUAAAGGGUGCUGGCACGAAAAUGCUAUUAGAAUUUGUCAAAGAGAUGCCAAAAACUGAAACAAGACUCAGUUUGGAUCUCUCUUCUCUUCUUGGUGGACUCUUCUUUUCAUGGGUUAUUUUGCAACUUUUCCCUGUAAGUAUACGCAUGGUGUCUACAUCCAUAAAAAAAUUGCCUGAACUGAACUCUGGAAAAAGUUGAGGCUUGUACGCUUUUGUAAUAGUUUGUUGUAAACAUUGUUGUAGAUUCUAACUAUUUAUAUUAACUUCUUACUUGCUAGCCAAAUUCUGCUACUGAUUUAACAAUCUUAGCCAAUUUCAUGUAUGGGUAACUUACAAUAACAUAUUUUCUUUAGGAUUCUGAAACAGAAAAUGGGCAUAAUCUUGCUUAUGAGUAUUUUUCCCCUA
Macadamia integrifolia is the source of this 1494-nucleotide messenger RNA. RefSeq names its product ABC transporter A family member 7-like. Gene Ontology annotation, biological process: transmembrane transport; lipid transport. The record is from RefSeq and is a predicted model, not a curated record. The coding region runs from base 170 to 1288 and encodes 372 amino acids. The transcript is spliced from 7 exons. Gene Ontology annotation, cellular component: membrane; intracellular membrane-bounded organelle. NCBI's taxonomy places the organism in Eukaryota, Viridiplantae, Streptophyta, Magnoliopsida, Proteales, Proteaceae. Gene Ontology annotation, molecular function: ABC-type transporter activity; lipid carrier activity.